Pipra filicauda (Wire-tailed manakin) is the source of this 1585-nucleotide messenger RNA. It is a transcript of the gene ATP5PB, whose product is annotated as ATP synthase peripheral stalk-membrane subunit b. NCBI's taxonomy places the organism in Eukaryota, Metazoa, Chordata, Aves, Passeriformes, Pipridae. Gene Ontology annotation, molecular function: proton transmembrane transporter activity. The record is from RefSeq and is a predicted model, not a curated record. The coding region runs from base 104 to 865 and encodes 253 amino acids. The transcript has 7 exons. Gene Ontology annotation, biological process: proton motive force-driven ATP synthesis.
UCUCAGCGCUGAGGCGGCCGGGCGGUCACCGGGACGAGGGGUCGCGUCCCGCCGCUCUUCCCGCUGCUUUCCCGAGGAUUCCCGCUGCUUUCCCGCUCCGGCCAUGCUCUCCCGCCUCGUCCUCCGCGCCGCCCCCGCCGCGCUGAGGGCGCUGCCGCCGCCGCCCGUGGCCGUGGGUGUGCUGCACGCCACAAGACAAGUACACACAACUCAGCAGAGUUUGGCUCCUUUGCCACCUCUGCCUGAGAAAGGAGGAGAAGUUCGUCAUGGUUUGAUCCCCGAGGAGUUUUUCCAGUUUCUCUACCCUAAAACAGGAGUCACAGGGCCCUACAUGCUGGGAACUGGCCUCGUGCUUUACCUGCUUUCCAAGGAAAUCUAUGUUGUUAACCACGAGACAGUGGCAGCUGCUUGUAUAUUGUCAGUCAUCAUUUAUGGCAUCAAGAGAUUCGGGCCUGAUGUGGCAGCUUUUGCUGACAAACUUAAUGAGGAGAAAGUAGCCAAAGCUCUGGCUGUGAAGAACGAGGCCAUCGAGGGUCUCCAGAAGGCCAUUGAGGCGGAGAAGAAGGAGCAGUGGCGGGUCGAGGGCCGCUCUUACCUCUUUGAUGCAAAGAGGAAUAACGUUGCGAUGCUGCUGGAAGCCAACUACCGGGAGAGGAUGAUGAUGGUGUACAAUGAGGUGAAGAAGAGGCUGGACUACCAAGUGGCCCUGCAGACCCUAAAGAGGCAGAAGGAACAGGAUUACAUGAUUCAGUGGGUGGAGAAGAACGUUAUUCAGAGCAUCACACCCCAACAGCAGAAGGAGAGCAUUGCCAAGUGCAUCCUGGACCUGAAGGCGCUGUCCAAGGGCGCACACGCAGCAGUGUGACCUCAUCUGAGCCCACUGACAUGUUUCAGUGCAUUGCUGGUGGAAACUAUGAGUCUAAAACAUCAUUAAACAAACCAAACCCAACCCCUCUGCUGUGUUUCACUGCCAACAGUCGUUGCCUGGUUGUGUUUGAAGUUGCUGGAUGGGUCCCACCAACCACUGCUGUUUAGAGGGGGGGAUUAGUUGCAGCCACAGUGUGUGUUGGAUUCCUGGUGUGGUCAUGAACACUUGCAGAGAUCAGAUACACAACUUCACAGAGACAGAUUCUGGUGCUCAAACUGAUCUCUGGGUUAGAAUUCUCUGUGAUAACAACCCACAGAUACCUGCUGUCAUUGCAAACAUGUUCUAAAAUCGGUGAUUUGUGCUGCCUUUGACCUGGUCCUGGACUUGGAGGGGCUCUGAAUGAAUGUCCUUGUUCUCAAAAUGAGCUGAAAACCCCUUUUUCACAACAAAGCUUUGUGUAGUGAUGAAAGUGUUCUGGUUCUGGGAAAAGAGUGAUCUGGCAGGAAAUAUGUCAAAAGCUACCGGAAAACAUGACUUCAGUAUUAAGUUUGAAACAGGGAAAUGGGUGAGUUUAGAGGGUGGGAUUUUUCUGGAUUUUCAUAGGAGAAAAAAAAGCUGUUGGUUUGGUUUUUUCCUUGUGCAUCAAGAGAAAUAAUUCCAUAUCUGUUAUGAUAAAAUACACAGAAUAAACCUCUUCCAUUUUCUUUCCAAAGGAAA